ACCUAAUCCUCGACUCACCACCCUCAUAAGCAACAUAUAUUUUUCCUGUCGAGCGUCUUCAGAGCCGCAGCAAAGAAGAAAAACUAGCACAAACCUAUAAAAACCCAUCAAAAAUCGACAUUUACCGCCACAUAUAAAUUCAAGAUUUUGAAAGUCUCGAUAUAUAAAUUCAAGAUUUCGAAAGAUCCGUUUGCCGAUUCCUAUAAAAAAGGAAGAGACUGAAAUCCGACAGAAGCCCUCUUUGGUUUUUUUUCAGGGGUGUAUUUCUAAGGGUGAAAAUUGGGCAUGGCGGAGCAGGUCUUGGAAGGGAGCCAGCCUGUCGAUCUGGAGAAGCACCCUUCUGGGAUCGUUCCCACGCUCCAAAAUAUUGUGUCAACUGUAAACUUGGAUUGCAAAUUGGAUCUUAAGGCAAUAGCUCUUCAAGCUAGGAAUGCCGAGUACAAUCCCAAGCGUUUUGCAGCCGUCAUAAUGAGAAUUAGGGAGCCAAAAACUACGGCCUUGAUAUUUGCAUCAGGGAAGAUGGUCUGCACAGGUGCAAAGAGUGAGCAACAAUCAAAACUUGCUGCAAGAAAAUAUGCUCGAAUCAUCCAAAAGCUGGGAUUUCCUGCUCAUUUCAAGGACUUCAAGAUCCAAAAUAUUGUGGGAUCGUGUGAUGUGAAAUUUCCUAUUAGAUUGGAAGGACUUGCAUAUUCCCAUGGGGCUUUCUCAAGUUAUGAGCCAGAAUUGUUCCCAGGCUUGAUUUAUCGGAUGAAACAGCCUAAAAUUGUUCUUCUCAUUUUUGUAUCUGGAAAGAUUGUCCUUACUGGAGCAAAGGUAAGGGAUGAGACAUACACAGCCUUUGAGAAUAUAUAUCCAGUUUUGACCGAAUUUAGGAAGGUUCAACAAUGACAUGUAUCAGGUUUAGUCUUACAGUUGACAAACCAUGCAACAGAGCACGGAAAUGGAGAUAUUUGUAUCCAGCUUUAUGAAGAGAUCGAUUUGCUGGAUUGGAUUUUGUUUUGUUCGACCUUUCUUUAAAUUACUUGUGAAGGGAUAUGUCGGCUGUACAUAAUUGAUAUUCCAUGCGCAAUCAUGGCAAAAUUUGAACAGGAGACAUUAAUGCUUCUAUUAAAAUGUUGGCAUUCUUGUGCUCAUUUAAUAUUUUAAUGCCAGAUUGUUUGUUUUCCUGGUGUUAUCCAGAAUUCUUGUAAUGGUGUCCUGUUUUUGGCUCAAAGCCAGGAACAGUGUUUCCCAUUGAUUCUAUAUACUAACAUUUCAAUUGUAUUACAACAAGAUAAAUCAGGAAGGCACAACGGAUGUCUGUGACAAACCUGUUAAAUUAAUGAAUGAUAGAAGAAUGAGCAAGGAGGAUGUUAGUUGGAACUA
This is a messenger RNA of Cryptomeria japonica (Japanese cedar), 1365 nucleotides long. RefSeq names its product TATA-box-binding protein 2. NCBI's taxonomy places the organism in Eukaryota, Viridiplantae, Streptophyta, Pinopsida, Cupressales, Cupressaceae. The record is from RefSeq and is a predicted model, not a curated record. Gene Ontology annotation, molecular function: DNA binding; RNA polymerase II general transcription initiation factor activity. The transcript is spliced from 10 exons. Gene Ontology annotation, biological process: DNA-templated transcription initiation. The coding region runs from base 286 to 888 and encodes 200 amino acids.